Spea bombifrons (plains spadefoot toad) is the source of this 2448-nucleotide messenger RNA. RefSeq names its product opioid growth factor receptor (gene OGFR). Gene Ontology annotation, molecular function: opioid growth factor receptor activity. The record is from RefSeq and is a predicted model, not a curated record. Gene Ontology annotation, cellular component: membrane. Lineage: Eukaryota; Metazoa; Chordata; Amphibia; Anura; Pelobatidae. The transcript has 7 exons. The coding region runs from base 263 to 1939 and encodes 558 amino acids.
CCUUUAACGGCGGUUUCGCUUUCGUUUCCAGCUGUCAGCAGCUGCAGCAGGAGGCGCCCGGUACCGGGCAUUGGUCAUCCUGGUCAACCGCAGUCUGCCCCGCCGACACCCUGACAGCCCCACCUGCGCCUCCGGCCCCGCGCUGCUCUUCCUGGUCCCGUCCUUUGUUGCCCCGCGCUGCCCUGCCUGGUCCUGCCCCGCCGGCACCGUGCUGCCCUGCCUGGUUCUUCCCCGUCCCUGGCUGUGCAGCCCCGCUCGGAGGAUGCACUUGGAUAGUGACUGUGACUCCUGGGAUGAGGCCGAGGAGAAGGAGUGGGAUGAGUGGAGGGAGUGGGAGAGAGACAGCCACCCGGACUCCUACAGGAGAGAAGAGGAGUAUUACAGACGGGAACAAAGAUUAAGAGCUUCUAAAGACCUGCGCAAAUACCGCUGCGGCUACCCCAAUAACAGGGACUACCCGUCUAAUCGCGAUCAGAGCCCUAGUGAAAUGCCGAAUCUGGCUUUCUAUCAGAACAGGAUACCUUUUAAACCCUAUGGAGAAUACAUAGACGUGAUUCUUAAAGAAUGGGAGAGCGAUUAUGACAGACUAGAGGAUAAUCAUUCUUAUAUUCAGUGGCUCUUUCCUCUGCGGGAGCGGGGAAUGAACUGGAAAGCCAAGCCGCUCACGCUGGCCGAGAUCGAGAUGCUGAGAAAAGACGACGACGCCAUGAGGAGGUUCCUCAAGGCGUACAAACUCAUGCUGGAUUUCUACGGCGUCAGACUCGUGGAUGAAGAAACCGGGGAGGUUGCCCGAGCUGAGAACUGGAAAGAAAGAUUUGCCAAUCUAAACGAUCACAGCCAUAACAACCUGCGGAUCACACGGAUCCUGAAGUGCUUGGGGGAGUUAGGCUUCGAACGUUUCCAGGCUCCCCUCGUCAAGUUUUUCCUAGCGGAGACCCUGUGUAACAAGGAAUUAUCUCACGUUAAAAGCAGCGUCUUGGAUUAUUUCAUGUUCACCGUGAAAGACAAAAAGCAACGCCGAGAGUUGGUGCUCUUUGCUUGGAAGCAUUACCAGCCCAGGGAGAAAUUUAUUUGGGGCCCCAAAAAAAUACUAGGAAAGUGCGAAAUAGACUUAGAAAACGAGACGGAUAAGAGUUCCAGACUUGAAAUGGUUGGCGUGGAAAAGACACAUGAAAAUAUGAAAGCAGUUGGCAUAAAAGAGAGGAAUGGAGAUGAAAAGAACGAUCUGAGAGGAGAGGAGAAUAUACAGUUGUUGGCUGAUGAUAAAUCGGAGGACAGAAACGUUUUAGACCAAGGAGAUGUGGUGGGCAGCCCGCCGGAGUCUUUGCCUGUAAGAGAAGAUCUGACACCUGGAACAAUCACUUGCCAAAGUAAGAAAAGGAAGACGAUCGCCAACCACGGAGACGGCAUACAAAACCAGAAGGUCUCCAAUGAGGAGCAGCUCUCCGAAAAUCUCCAAAACUGCAUUAUAAACCCCUCUCUGAUUAGUGAAACAACCAACAAGGAAGAACUAGAAGACAAGGAUAAGCUUGAAGUGAAAAAAUGUAAAUUAGACAUCGGAGAAAGUCAAGGCUGUGGUCCUGCCGCUGAAAUCCCAGAAGAUGGUAACCAAGAAGUAUCUGCCCUGGAGCCAUCUUUGGAUAGAAGCAUGGAGGACAAGGAAGAGGUCACUCAUUGCCUCUCGAGUGAAGAAAGGAAAGAUCUAGGAACUAAGGAUGAAGGGGGCUCGGAAGAGAUCGUCACACUUGGAGGGGAUGAGAUCUUGCUUGACGUGUCACAGAAGAGCCCAGGAAGUUUACCAGGGUCCAACCCGAUACCCAAAGAGAGAUCUGAUGCUGAGCCUGGAAACGGCAUAAUCAGCACUAGUGCUGAGAGCGAGACAUCGAAUCCAGAAGAAAAAAUGGUGGAAUUCGGUGGAAUUCUGAUGACCAAAUUAUGAAACAGCAGGAAUAAUGGGUCGUCUGGUGGAACUUGUGAGGAUCUCUCAAACCAACACGCCAUAUGAAACGCAAACUGGAGCCAUGCUGACGGACCAGAUGUCAGAAGAUACCAUCCAUUAUAGCGGCCUUUAAAGGAAGCCCGCUCCCGGAGCUCCCCGCGCGGAGCUGUAACCCGUGUCUCUGGAUGGGUGGUGAGAAGAGGACAAUAAUCUUUAAUUUAGCUGAAUGUUUUCUUUCCCGGCAGAACCUCUGGAAAUGUUCCCGUGUCUGGUGCUAGGUGGGAAUCUCACACCGUUCUUUCGAUGUUUUGUAAAUUUUUACCUGAAGAGCUUGAUUUCCUUUCUCUAAAAUUUAAAUAUUUGCCUUUUGAACAUGUUUACAGAUAUUUGUAUGAAGUCUUUCAGAAAUGCCGUUUGCAGAUCAUCCUAAUCAUCAUCGCCAUCAUCAUCAUCGCCAUAAUUUUUUUUGUCUCUCUAUAAAUUUACAAAUUAAACCAACAUUUCUUACA